Messenger RNA from Hemisphaericaspora subhashii, 1044 nucleotides. It is a transcript of the gene MRPL40, whose product is annotated as mitochondrial 54S ribosomal protein YmL40. Lineage: Eukaryota; Fungi; Ascomycota; Pichiomycetes; Serinales; Debaryomycetaceae. The coding region runs from base 1 to 1044 and encodes 347 amino acids. The record is from RefSeq and is a predicted model, not a curated record. The transcript has a single exon.
AUGUGGUCUCGUGUCAGCAGUAGAUGGAAGAGGGAUCCAUCCAAAUACUCUGGAUCCCUUAAACAAAUGUGGAACAACAAAAUGCAGGGAGCAAUGUUACCCACUUUUGAAAGUCAAAAUCGGGAUACAGUUGAAGAAAAAGACAAAAAAACCGAAAUUCAAGUAGGAAUAGCUAAAGGGGAUUCAGUAUAUAUCAGAAGUGGUCCAAAGAAAGGUACGAUUGCUGAAGUGAUGGCAUAUGUGCCUGACAGUGAUUGUGUGAUGUUAUCCAAUUCAACUGAAAAGAGAGUCUUACCAAAGAGUAAAUGGCCAGAAGGUAAUACUUCUCAUGUUGUUGAAUUUCCUAAAUUAACUCCAAGAUCAGAAGUUUGGUUAGCUGGGAAAGAAAAAGAUGAAAAUGGGAAAAUAAAUUAUGUUGUUGCUAAAGAAAUCGAGUUUGGUGAACAAUAUUAUGAUGAUAAAUAUAGAAAAUGGAUUCCUCGUAGAUAUAUUAAACAUCAUUCAAAUAUUGAAAUCCCAUGGCCAAAUCCUCCUAAUGCAUUUGAAGAUGGGGAAUUAUCUACUCCUGAACAUAUAGUACAUGAAAAGACUUAUGAACUUCAAACAAUUGGCAAAUCACCAUUCCCAACUGCCGCUUUGGAUCAAUUACGUAAUCCAUAUUCUCCAUUCAAACGACAAAAAGUUACUCAAUUCCAUCUUCAUAGACUUGCAGCUCCAGAGAUGCCUUUGACUAAAGAACAAAAGAUCUAUUUGGCUAAGAAACAAAAGGAUGAAAAUAAGGCUCAAAAGAGAAUCACACCAUUAUCUGAAGAGGUUAAAUUGUUUAUUGGAGAAAAGAUGGCUGCACAUAUGAAUAAGAUUGAAAGUGAACAUUUACGUAUGCAUUUGGAAGCUUUGUCUAAGGUGAAGAUUCCAGAUUUCGAAAAGACUUUGGAAGCUGCGAAGGAGGCAGAAACAAUUACGCAAGAGCAAGAGAUAGUGAAUACGACCGAGACAACAAAUCAAGUUGAAAAGUCUCAAGCUGCACCUGAAGCAUCUCAGUAA